Synchiropus splendidus (mandarinfish) is the source of this 1430-nucleotide messenger RNA. It is a transcript of the gene thg1l, whose product is annotated as tRNA-histidine guanylyltransferase 1-like. Bases 222 to 1121 code for a protein of 299 amino acids. The transcript has 7 exons. NCBI's taxonomy places the organism in Eukaryota, Metazoa, Chordata, Actinopteri, Syngnathiformes, Callionymidae. The record is from RefSeq and is a predicted model, not a curated record. Gene Ontology annotation, biological process: tRNA modification. Gene Ontology annotation, molecular function: tRNA guanylyltransferase activity; magnesium ion binding.
UACCGAUGUUGCCGGUACGACAGCUUUCUUUGGCGGACUGUAUACAAUUCAACGUGUGGAUGAUGACACUUGCUAUCAUGAAUCGAUAUGGCUACAGUAUUCACCGAAACAUUGUCAGCGUUUCAUUCUAUUUUUAACCUAAAUAUGCACUGUUAAUCCAACUUGGAAUGUUAUCGUUCUUCUGAACGAGUAUCCGGAAUGACAUUCAAGUAAGGAUUCUCAUGGUCGUCGCUCAAGUCUGCAAAUUCCGUCUAAGCACCGGGUCUUGUUUGAUCAAGCCGUUGGCUCAGUUGUUCACCUCCUCCGAAAACAUGGCCAAAAGCAAGUUUGAGUACGUCCGAAACUUCGAAACAGACGACACGUGUUUAAAGAACUGCUACAUUGUUGUCAGGCUGGAUGGCCGGAACUUCCACAAGUUUGCGGAGCAGCACAGAUUUGCCAAGCCCAACGAUGAGCGGGCUUUGGGUCUGAUGACUCGAAGUGCACGGUCCGUCAUGGAUGAACUGGAAGAUAUUGCCAUCGCGUACGGUCAAAGCGACGAGUUCAGCUUUGUUUUCAAGAGGACCACCAACUUGUUUAAGAGGCGAGCCAGUAAACUGAUGACCCACGUGACCUCGCAGUUCUCGUCCUCCUAUGUCUUUUACUGGAAGGAGUAUUUUGGAGAUCAGCCUCUGCUAUACCCGCCAGGGUUUGACGGCCGGGUGGUGUUGUAUCCUAGCAACCGCAACAUCAAAGACUACCUGAGCUGGAGGCAAGCAGACUGUCACAUAAACAACCUGUACAACACAGUGUUCUGGACUUUAGUUCAAAAGGGAGGUUUGACCACAACACAGGCAGAGGAUCGUUUGAAGGGAACUUUAGCAGCUGACAAAAACGAGAUCUUGUUCUCUGAGUUUGACCUCAACUACAACAACGAACCUGCACUCUACAAGAAAGGCACCGCACUCAUCUGGGAGAAGCGAGAGGAAACUGUAACCAAACGGACAAAAAUGCCGGAUGAGUCUGAGAAGGAGGUGACUGUCACUCGGUGCAGGAGGAGGGUGCAGGCCCAUCACUGUGACAUCAUAGGGGAACAGUUUUGGGAGGAGAAUGCCAAUAUUUUGGAGAAAGAUGACUGCUGACUCAGCUGCCCUUUUCUGUACAUAGCUAGUUAUCGCCCAGUGGAUUCGCUGUCAUGACUUUCUUCUCCUGACUGUGACAAUAUGGAUUUUUCUUUUCACCACUUCAUUUUCUAGAAUGAACAGAGAAGACCUCAGUCAAGUCAGUUCACAUGUUUCUGCUUAAGAAAACAGACCUUUUACUUCUCAGAUUCAACUUUCUACACCAGUGGAAAAGUGGUUACUGAACCAUGCAUCAAAGCCACUGCUUGAUUUGCAUCCGGUGAAAAUAUCCAUUACCAAAACGAAUGUCCCAAAAUCAAACUCCUUGUA